CCCCUUGCAUCCAUCGCUUUCUCUCAAGUCUCAUCCAACCGUCCGCUGAGAUUACUUUUUUUUUUCACUACUUUCCGGUCAACUGAGUUUCAAUAUUUAAUCCCAAGAGUUCAAACCGCACACGAAGCCCCCCUUCUUCUUUCUCCCCAAGCAAAACCAGCACCUGCUUCAGCAAGCCGUAAUUAUUAUUAUCGCGCCACGUGGCACUCUAAUACCCAAUUCCAACUUUGCCUUCUUUCCUUCCCUUCCCUUAAUACGAGCAGCACUCACUACCACGCAGAGCUAAUGUGACCACCAACUGUUUGUGAAAAUGCGAGGACUGAUAAAGAGCUUCAGCCUCCUCAUGCUCUUGCUUGCCUUCCCUUACGCCAUUAAUGCGCAGGCCACCCAGGAAUUACAGAACAACAACGGCUAUGGCGACCUCUCCACUUUCUCCUCAUCCAUGGCCAUGAUCCUUGUUUUCCUCGUAUGCACCUUCUUCUUGAUGGCCUUCUUCAUCAUCUGCAUUCGCCGCUGCGCCGAGGCUGCAGACAUCGAAUCCGCCGGAACCGCAGCUCCUGCCACCGUUACUCUCCGGCGAGGCCUCGACCCUGCCGUGAUCAAGACUUUCCCGAUCCUCGUCUACUCUGCCGUCAAGGAUCUCAAGAUCGGGAAGGGAGCUCUGGAGUGCGCGGUGUGCUUGGGCGAGUUCGACGACUACGAAACGCUGCGUUUGCUGCCGAAGUGCGAUCACGUCUUCCACCCAGACUGCAUCGACGCCUGGUUAGCAGCUCACGUGACGUGUCCGGUUUGCCGCGCCAAUCUCUCGGCCGAGUCGAACUCGCGAGUUCCUGAGCCACACAACGAUCCGAAUCUGGAAAGUUCGAGUACGACGAGCCAGAUUGAAGUCGGUGAGGCUCGGAACGACGCCGUCGUGGUCAAUGUGUAUGAAAAUCAGAGCGGCGACCCACAAGCGGUUGAGACUGUUAACCGUACACGUACAGCGAGGUCGGGAAUCUCUGGAAAGUUCCCCAGAUCGCACUCGACGGGUCACUCACUGAGUCAACUCGGAGGGAACACGGAGCGGUACACCUUGAGACUGCCAGAGGAGGUGAGGAGACAGCUGAUUUCGCUCGGGAUAAAUAAGCUGAGACGUUCGAAUAGCUACGACGUCAUUUUGCCUCGCCUUGAGAGUUCGAGGAAGGGGUAUAGGUGCGGCGGCGGUGAAGCGAAAAGCAAUGUGGAUAAUCAAACCGGGUGGUUCGACUCAUGGGUUUUGUUAAGAACGCCCUCGUUUUUGGCUAGGGGGAGUUCCGUUACCUUUAAGUCUCCUAAGGGAGGAGGCGGUGACGGAGAUGGCGUGUUUGGGAAGACGCCGUUAAGGUCUGUUAAAACGCCGUUCGAUUGUCUGAAUGCGAAGGCGGAGAGGUCCAAAGAAUCGAUAUCUCAGCUUCCUCUUUGAUUUGUAAAUAUUUGCAUUAUGGUGUUUUAGUUAGUACUACUGUGUACUUAGCAUUUUGUUUAUAUAUGUGUGUGUAUAUAUAUAUAUAUAUAUAUAUAUAUAUUCGUUAAAUAUAUUUUUGAAAGAGGAGAUUAUUGAUAACAAUUAAGAGAAUACAACAA
Prunus mume (Japanese apricot) is the source of this 1602-nucleotide messenger RNA. RefSeq names its product E3 ubiquitin-protein ligase ATL31-like. The record is from RefSeq and is a predicted model, not a curated record. NCBI's taxonomy places the organism in Eukaryota, Viridiplantae, Streptophyta, Magnoliopsida, Rosales, Rosaceae.